This is a messenger RNA of Lycium ferocissimum, 447 nucleotides long. RefSeq names its product secreted RxLR effector protein 161-like. The record is from RefSeq and is a predicted model, not a curated record. The coding region runs from base 1 to 447 and encodes 148 amino acids. The transcript has a single exon. NCBI's taxonomy places the organism in Eukaryota, Viridiplantae, Streptophyta, Magnoliopsida, Solanales, Solanaceae.
AUGGAGGAUAAAGUUCUUGGAGAUCCGAGACCAUAUCAAAGGCUGGUUGGAAGGCUGUUGUAUCUUACAAUGACCAGACCAGAUUUAGCAUUUGCAGUUCAAGUCCUAAGCCAAUAUAUGCACACACCUAAACAGUCUCAUUGGGAGGCAGCACUCAGAGUAGUGAAGUAUAUCAAAGAAGCACCAGGUCUUGGACUGUUGAUGCCAUCAGGAACCACAAAUGAGCUAGUUGCAUAUUGUGACUCUGAUUGGGGUGGAUGCUUGGAAUCUAGGAGAUCAGUAACUGGAUAUCUAGUAAAGUUGGGUGAAGCCUUGAUUUCUUGGAAGUCAAAAAAACAAGAAACUGUAUCAAAGAGUUUCUGCGAAGCAGAAUUCGAAGCAUGGCCUCAUGUGCGGCGAAGUAACUUGGCUAGUUUGAAUACUAAAAGAGCUAGGAGUUCAAAUUGA